Heterotrigona itama is the source of this 5662-nucleotide messenger RNA. The record is from the annotation of a GenBank genome assembly. NCBI's taxonomy places the organism in Eukaryota, Metazoa, Arthropoda, Insecta, Hymenoptera, Apidae.
UUAUUAUUAUUAUUAUUGUUGUUAUUUGAAAUCUUUCUUUUUCUUCUUUGUCUUUUAUAUUUUAUGUCCAGCUUAUUUACUUCUUCCAUUUGAUUAAUAUCAGAUUCUGAGGUACUAGUUUUAUCUUUAGAUUCAUACCCUUUCUUCGUUCGUUUACGUGAUUUUAAACUCCUAACCCCAAAUUUUGACGUACUAUCAAAUUCCAUUCUAUUGCUCACUUAAAUAUUCUAUAUAAAUAUAAUUCAAAAUUUAUAAAAUUGCAACAUUCAGAGUAUUAAUAAUAUUCUUGCAAUUAAUAGCAGAGAUAAGAAAUAAUAUGCAAAUAAGAAUUCUAAACUUAAUUAUCGUUGUACACAUGGGGGCACAUCUAUUCACGUAUCUUAUUCAAAUAAACAACAAUGAAUAAUAUAAGAACAUCAAAAUAAUAAUAUUCGUAAAUAUUUAGGUUAACGUUUGUCUUUUAGAAAAUAAAAUAUAGGAGAACAGUAAUAAUACCAAAUACAAUAUAUACACAACAUUGGCGUAAUUAACACAUUAAAACUUAGAAAUUCGGUGCAUAAACUGUGUAAUUUUUAUUUUUAACAAUAAUGCGUUCGAGAUUGAUUGAAAGUACUCUACAAUUUAAGAGUAAUAAAUCAUUAUUAGAAAAGAGGCUUUCUUUUCCUCAAAUAUGUUCCGUUUUAAAAUAUAGUGCCAGUUCAGAGAAAAAUAAAACAAAAACUGAUGACGAUGAUGAUGAUAAUUAUGAUAAACCUUAUAAAUUUUCAACAUCAAAAGCAGCAAAACUUUCUGCUAGAUAUACAAGUGCAAAAGCCAGAAAUAAACCAUUCUUACAACCAACAAUUAUAGGUUUAAGCUUAGCUGUCUUUUUUAUAUACUUUGGUAUCUUGAGAGAAGAAAAUGAUAUAGAUGAAGCUAUGAUACAAAAUAUGGAUCCAACAAUGGUAAAAGAAAUAUAUGGUAACAGAAAAAUAUAAAAUGUAAAAUGAAAUUAAAUAAUAGAAUCUAUAAUAGAAUCUAAUGUAGUUGAAAAUAUUUAUUUAGUAAUUAACAUGUAUAAAUAAAUGUUCUUUAUUAAAUAAAACUAUAAGUAAAUAUCUAUAAUGGAUAAAGUAAUUCACCCCAUAUUAUAUUAUUUAUUAUCUUAUUCCAUUCUAUGGGUGGAUGACGAUUAAUUGUAUCUGGUAUACACUUGUCCCAUGUAUAAUGCCAUGAUGCUACAACCAUUGUCAUUAUUAAUACUACUGGUCCUUCUGUUUUAUAUGAAUGUACUUUAAUAUUAACAACACUACAUGUGCUGUAAGAAUGAAAUAACCACUUAAAAAAUGCAUAUACAGGCAUAACUUGAAGAUAAAACUUCAUUCUUGUCAACAAACCUCCAAAGCUAAUUAAUACCAAUCUGAGCUGUAAAAUGAACCUAUUAAUUAUUAAAUGACAAUCAUAGUCAUAAUCUACAAUCAUAGACAUAAUCUAAUUAUCUAUAAUGUACCAUAGUAAAAACCACAUAAUAGACCCAAGUUGUUGGCAUGAGGAACAACAAAAUAGUAAACAAUAAAGUUCCAACAAACAGCUGAUCAGGUUGAUAUUGGCAAGAAUCAAUUCUUUCUCUCAAUGGAUUCUUCUUCUUACCCAAAAAUAAUCGAAACAAAGCAGUAAUACCUCUCAACUGAAUGUUGAAAAGCCUGUUGAAAAAAUCAAAUUAUUUUCUGAUCGCAUUUUUACAGUUUCUGUAACUUAUGUGUUUAAUACCUUGCAGCAUAUACAUAAAUACAAUAAGCAUGAAAACUGACAAGUGCUAAAAGAUCAGCUGCUAUUGCUAUUUGAAAUGUAAUGCCAAGCUUUCCAAACAUUACCAAUACUUCGAAUGUAAAAUCCAUCACAGGUUUCAUAAAUAUUAAAAAUGUCCACCACAUAUGUAUAUGGUAUAAAAAAAAUUUUCCAAGCAUAUUAUUUAAGGCAUGAUUUAAUUUUAAGCCAGCUGGUACACCCAUUAGCCAAUUGAUUAAAUCUUUCAGAAACGUUACUACCUUCUAUAAAAUAUCCAAAAGUAUCUGAGACGGAGAUAUAUAUUCAAAAUUGUGCAACAACAAUUGCAAUAUAGAAAUUCCCAGUAACAUGUCUAUUAUUAACGCAAAAACAUAGUUACCAGUUUUUAAAGUGCAUCUUUUGUUCUUUAUUACAGUGAUUAAUAUCCAUUUAAUAUUCUUCAACCAUCCAUUAACAUGUAAGGCGAGAGAAGAAUAUUUUAAAAUUGGUAGUAAUUUGUUGGUAAUUUUGGCAAGAAAAAGAACUGGAUAAAAAUAUAUAAACAUAUGAUAUACAAGUAGCGUUUCCUUUAUAUAAGUACGUUUCUUUUUUUUCUGUAUUUCUUUUUCAAUUUGCUUGUUUUGUAUGAUUUUCAUUAACUCAUAAAAGUGGUCUCCAGAUAUUGUUUUUUGAGCAAAUAAUUCUGUUUCUCUGAAUGCAGACUGAUCAUAGACUGUAAUGACUAUAUGACACUGUGAAGUGGAUAUUUUUUUAUUAUUCACAAUAAUAUUUCUCAAAUUAUAAUCAUAGAUAUUGUCUUUAGAGAAAAAUGUAGGAUGUAAGCAUACAUUAAUCCAAUCUAAAUAUUUCUUAUCCACAUAUCCUCGUUUGUAUUCUGUACCAAAGUAAUAUCCAAUUAUGUUAACGUAUUUAAUUGUUUCUAAAUUGUCUACUUUACAUACACCGAUGACAUAAAACUUUUUUACUCCUGUAUUAUCAUCAUAUACUACUUUACCAAACAUGUAUCCAGGCUUUUCUUUAUAAAGUCUGUUUGGUAAAAAAACUAAUACACUUUUCAUUGCAGAUUUUUCAUUAAUAUAGGGUACAAUCAUGUGUUUAAUAAAAACAUUGUUCGUAUGCAUUAAUGUAUUAAUUUUUUGAUGCCUUAUUCCACUUUUUCAAAUGUUUUAUUAUAAUGUUUUAUCAUCGGUUAAUCUUCCAUAAUAAUAAUACAAUCUCUUUCAUUUUAUUCUAAAUUGUAAUCUUUUUUAAAUCGUGCAUUGACGAUAUAUUGACAAGCGGUCAGCUGUUUCCGGUUUGCAAAAAUACAGGUGGCUCGACAGAAAUCUGUGAAAAUCCCGGCUAAUUAGGUUUAAUUAAAUAAGCAGUACUUGGACUGGCAGCACCGAAGUAAACAACGAACGUGUGAUGAAGCUUUAGUAUUGGUAUUUUCUCUCUUUUAAUUUCCUUUUGGUUUGGACGGAUAAUGUUGAAAGAAGAGGUUGAAGCAAGCAGGCCUAGAAAUGGUGAUAACUCGCACACGACUACACCGGACUCAGGAAGUAACGACGUGGCCAAAGAGUCGCAUCAGAAGAUCGCGAUAAAAGAGAGACUAGCUAACAAGAUGUUUUCAUAUGCCAGGAAAAUCAUUCGUUUUUUCCUUGCAAUUAUCUUUACUACCUUAGCUGCUCUUCAUAGUUCUUCUCCCAAAGUAUCAAAACCUCCAUUAGCUAAACCAUUUUUCAAUCAAAGUUCAAUUGUUUUGGAUUUUUAUAAAGGACAUUUAGGAGCUAUGAUAGAAAGAGUUACAGAAGCAGACUUUAGUUUUGUUAUGUACUAUGCUCCAUGGGAUGCAGAAAGCCAAGCUGUGCGCCAAGAAUUUGAAACAGUUGCUCAAUAUUAUCAUUCGCAGAUUUUUUUUGCUGCUAUUAAUUGUUGGCAUCCGAAUUCAGAAUGUAGAGCUCAAUAUAACAAAAUACAAAGUUAUCCAGUGCUAAUGCUUUAUCCUUCGAGGGAUUCUGGUAUAGAAUACAGAGAUUGUAGUAGUAGGCUAUUUUAAUUUCACUCGGUUAGAUAAAACUCCUGGUUACAAAGAAUUUUAUAAGGCUGCUUUACGAACAUUAGAAGAGGACCCUAAUAGAGAAUUGGCUUUUGCUAUUGUCACUAGUGCACUAUCUAGUGAAACGGACUAUAAUAUUUAUAAACUUCCAUCUGCAAAUUUAUUUAUGUGGAGCAAGUUUCUAAGGUAUCCAGAAGACUCUGAAUGGACUUCCGAAAACAUAUUAAAUUGGAUUAGCAGCUUUAUUCACCAACCAGUUUUGUGGCUGCAACCUCCUGGAAUAAAAGCAUUAACAUUAGCACCAUAUUUGAGAGAAGGGCCUGUGCUUUUUCUCUUCACUCCUCGUAAUCCUUUGCACUCUGAAAAUUAUAAUUUUAACUUGAUGAGAGAAAUUGGACUGCAAUAUUAUAAUUGUGGAGAUAACAUCUUAACUAAGGAGAUAAUUAAUCGUCUCAGUUUCAAGCGUCGCACUGCUAUUGCGAGACAUUCGGAGCAAAACAAAUUUUGUGCAAAACUUUUGAAGGAAAUUAGUAAUCAAAGGAAUGAUUUUAUUACCAGCACCUCAAUUCAAAAAUGGAUUAAUGAUAGUUGCUGUGUUAAUGUUGUAAUGAAUAAAUGUUCUUUGUGUAAAAAGAAUAUAUUCAACAAUGCAAAAAAAGAAAUGUCUAUUUGUAAACUGAAUAGUGAUAAAUUUGAUCACGUUUGCGAAGGCGUUGAUAUUUUCAAAGUUUCAGCUACACAUGAUUCACAACAGAAAUAUGAAAUUUGUUGUAAUGAAGAUCCUACUACAGUAAAAUACGAAGACAACUUUAAAUUUAAAAGUCAAAAAUACAAAAUAUCGACAUUUACUGCGAACGAAGAGGAUAUAAGAUCUGCAAAUGCAAUAAAACAAGCACAUUUAAGAUCUGAGUGUAAAAGAUGGAUAAUUGGAAAUAGAUAUCAUCAACCUAUAUUUCCGCGAGAUAAUCUCGAAUAUCCAAAUAUAAAUUUAACAAAAUCAGUGUGUACAAUUAAUAAAACAUUGACAUUAAUAGCAAUUGAUAGUUUACAUUAUUUUUAUUUCGCGGAAGGCCUGGGCAUAGACCUUUUAAAAAGGAAAGAUAAAACUGCUGUUGUUAUAUUAGACGUUAUUCAUGAAAGUCAAUAUGUCAUGCAGGAGGAUUUUAAUCGAUAUACAUUUAUACAGUUUAUAAAUAAUUAUACUCAAGGUUUUCUACAACGUACAUUACGUUCUAAUAAUUCGAGACGUUUUGUACAAAAAUUUAAAACUAAAGUUAGUUGUAAAACGAAAAAUGUACAAAAUAUAUGCAUACCAGAAUUAACAACUGAAACAUUCUUAGAUACUAUAUUAGAUCCAACAAAGGAUGUGGUCAUAAUGUACCAUUCUCCUUAUUGUGCAUUUUGUAGCGCGAUAUUUUAUGUAUAUUUAACAGUAGCUCAUUACUUACACAAAAUGGAUCAUCUGUUAUUUGUAAGAGUAGAUGGUGAUAAUAAUGAUUUACCGUGGGAGUAUAAUAUGAAUCGAUUCCCGUCCAUUCUUUUUUUUCCUGCCAAAAGAAAAGAGGAUAGCACGGUGUAUCCAUUUUCUUUGUCAAUUACAAUACCGAAUCUUGUGAAUUUUAUCUUAGCGAAUUUGGACGAAGAUUCGCAUGUUGAAGCGCUUGUAAAUAUUUGUCAAUCUGGAGCCGGAAGAAUAAGUGCCAGAAAUAAAAGAAAAGUCAUUUUACUAAAGUUGGCACACAUUAAAGAUAUACACUUAAUAUUAAGUUCCACUGUCGACCUCAGCGAGGAUCAACACAAAGUAAAACUCAUCAGAAAAAAAUAUAGAAAAUAUUAUAAAAAUAUUAGGUCACUUGA